Molecule: messenger RNA, 1644 nt
Organism: Thalassophryne amazonica
Lineage: Eukaryota; Metazoa; Chordata; Actinopteri; Batrachoidiformes; Batrachoididae
Gene: alkbh3
Product: alkB homolog 3, alpha-ketoglutarate dependent dioxygenase
Exons: 11
Coding region: 103-1011 (302 amino acids)
Biological process (GO): DNA repair; DNA alkylation repair
Cellular component (GO): nucleus
Molecular function (GO): dioxygenase activity
Source: RefSeq, a predicted model, not a curated record
GCCAGUGGAAGCUUAUUUUAGUACCUUGUUUCACCAUCGGGAGUAUUUUUUUUGUGGCACAACUGUCGGUCAGCUCCAGUUACCUUUUGUCCACUCGAUGUGAUGUCAGACAAACGUCAACGUGCCAGAGUCCAGGGUUCCUGGGCCAAACAACUGCCAAUACGUCCAGGUCAACCAGGUACUGCAGGCGCAGUACCAAACAGUCACCAACAAAUCAAAAGUUCAAACCAGGCCUCUGGUUCCUGGGGAUGUCAGCCCCAUCUGCCAUCCAAAUCAUUCGAGUUUCUCCAACCCACUAAGGUAAUUCAAGCCAUUCCAGCAGAGAAGGUGAUAGAACAGGCGGGUGUUCAUGAGAUCAGUCAUGGACCAUCAGGAGUGUCCAGGUUGCGACUGCUGCCUGGGUUUCUCCCCACAGAAGAGGCUGACUGGAUAUUCAGCAAGCUGCUAGCAGAGCUGCCCUGGUCACAGAAGACCAACUAUAGACAGGGUGAAGCGUACGAUGAACCCAGGCUAACAUGCUGGUUUGGAGAGUUGCCGUAUACAUAUGCUCACUCCACCAUGGCUGCCAAUGCACAGUGGCAUCCAUUGUUGAUAACUCUUCGUGAAUCCGUGGAGCAGGUCAGCAAAUGCAGGUUCAACUCCUUGUUAUGCAAUCUGUAUCGAGACGGCCAUGAUAGCAUCGGUUGGCACAGUGAUGAUGAGGCCUCCUUGGGCGCCAAGCCCACUAUUGCCUCCCUUAGUCUCGGUGAUACGCGAGUAUUCAGCCUCCGCAAGCAGCCUCUGCCGGAGGAGAAUGGUGACUACACAUACGUUGAGCGGAUUCGUGUGCCUUUAAGUCAUGGGACACUUCUCUUGAUGGAAGGAGCAACACAGGAUGAUUGGCAGCAUCAAGUGGCUAAAGAGUACCACGAUCGAGGUCCACGCAUUAACCUGACCUUCAGAACAAUAUAUCCAGAGCCAGAGGGCUACCGGCCGGGGUCCAAGCUGCGUCUUGUGUCAAAGGUUCCCUGAAGAAGAGUAUUAAAGGACCAUGUUGUUUAUUUUGAUGCCUGAGCCUACAAAUCGAGAUGUGUACUUUAGUGGAAACCAUUUUCACAACACUAAAACUGAAAAUUUGACUUUAAAAUAAUUUUCACCUGUCUUUCUUGGUUGCCUUUGGAUAUAGUUUAUUCUGGUAUCAAUCAACUUACUGGUAUUUGAAACUUAUAUUCGGAAGGUUAAAUCAUCAUACUAACAAUGUAACUAAACAAUUUUUGGGAGAUGUUUUCUGAAGUGUGUCUUUUAGCUUUUUUUUUCCAACGGCUGCAAAGUGCAGCUUUGGUGGUGCAACAGUGUUACUGUAAAUAUGUAACAAAUCACAUUCUGUCACAUUGAUAUGAUAACAGUGACAGGUUCAACUGAGAAGACUAGUCUUUGAACUUCUCUUUUUCAGUUUUGAGGUUUAGAAAAUGUUUGUUGUAAUAAAAUAAUAUUUUGGCUCAAAUAUCAAAAUUACCAGUAUGGUCCUUUACAGUUGUGUAGAAUGUAAUUUGUUAUUUAUAAAACAUUAUGCUUAACUAGGUUCUUUUUUGUUUAAAAGAAAAUACUGAAAUUUAGUUUAGCAGCAAUCUGUAGUAUCAUGUUAAAUAAAUAAGCGAACUGAAA